This is a messenger RNA of Apus apus (common swift), 9120 nucleotides long. It is a transcript of the gene NPR3, whose product is annotated as natriuretic peptide receptor 3. Gene Ontology annotation, cellular component: membrane. Gene Ontology annotation, biological process: vasodilation; regulation of blood pressure. The transcript is spliced from 8 exons. Gene Ontology annotation, molecular function: peptide hormone binding; natriuretic peptide receptor activity. The record is from RefSeq and is a predicted model, not a curated record. Lineage: Eukaryota; Metazoa; Chordata; Aves; Apodiformes; Apodidae. Bases 1 to 1551 code for a protein of 516 amino acids.
AUGCCGCCCUGGCUGCUGGGCAGCCUGUGCUGCGUGCUGGCUGCGCUGGGCGGCAGCUCCGCGGGCGCGGAGGCGGCGGAGGAGGAGAAGCUGAUCCGGGUGCUGGUGCUGCUGCCGCAGGACGACUCGUACCUCUUCUCGCUGGGGCGGGUGCGGCCGGCCAUCGAGUACGCGGUGCGGAGCCUGCGGGAGAGCGGCGGCCUGCCGCCCGGCUACGCCUUCCAGCUCACCUACGAGGACUCGGCGUGCGGCAACCGCGCCCUCUUCAGCCUGGUGGACCUGGUGGCCCUGCACCAGCGCCGCCCCGACCUGCUGCUCGGGCCCGUCUGCGAGUACGCGGCGGCGCCGGUGGCGCGGCUGGCGGCCCACUGGGACGUGCCGAUGCUGUCGGCCGGGGCUCUGGCCGCCGGGUUCGGAGCCAAGGGGGGCGAGUACUCGCACCUCACCCGCGUCGCCCCCGCCUACGCCAAGAUGGGCGAGAUGCUGCUGGCCCUCUUCCGCCACCACCAGUGGAGCCGGGCCACGCUGCUCUACAGCGACAGCAACCCCGAGCGCAGCUGCUACUUCGCCAUGGAAGGCGUGCAUGUGGUCUUCCAGGAGGAGGCCUUCCACAUGGCCGUGCACAGCUUCGACGAGAGCAGCCGACACCUCGACAUCGACGACGUUGUCCGUGCCCUCCAGACCGGCGAGAGGGUUGUGAUAAUGUGUGCCAGCGGUGACACAAUCAGGAACAUCAUGUUGGCAGCUCAUCGACAGGGAAUGACCAAUGGGGACUAUGCUUUCUUCAAUAUUGAACUCUUCAACAGCUCAUCAUAUGGAAAUGGCUCUUGGAGAAGAGGUGACAAACAUGACCUUGAAGCCAAGAAGGCAUACUCUUACCUCCAAACCAUCACUCUGCUGAGGACCGUGAAGCCUGAGUUUGAGAAGUUUUCUCUGGAAGUGAAAAGUUCAGUUCAGAAGCAAGGUCUGCAUGAGGAUGACUAUGUGAACAUGUUUGUGGAAGGAUUCCAUGAUGCUAUUCUUCUUUAUGCUCUAGCUUUACAGGAAGUCCUGAAGUUUGGUUUCAGUAAGAGAGAUGGGGAAAAAAUUGUUCAGCAAACACGGAACAGAACAUACGAAGGCAUUGCAGGGCAGGUGUCCAUUGAUGCCAAUGGAGACAGAUAUGGGGAUUUCUCUGUGAUUGGAAUGACUGACCCAGAAGCAGGCACACAGGAGGUGAUUGGAGACUACUAUGGAAAGCAGGGACGUUUUGAAAUUCGAUCAAAUGUGAAAUAUCCUUGGAAUCACGGCAGGCUGCGACUAGAUGAAAGCAGAGUUUCAGAGCACACAAAUAAUACACCGUGCAAAUCAUCAGGUGGUCUAGGAGAAUCAGCAGUUACAGGAAUAGUUGUGGGCGCCUUGCUUGGAGCAGGACUGUUAAUGGCUUUUUACUUUUUCAGAAAGAAGUACAGAAUAACUAUUGAAAGACGAACUCGCCAGGAGGACUGUAACAUAGGGAAACAUCGGCAGUUACGUGAAGACUCCAUUAGAUCUCAUUUUUCUGCUGCAUAAACAAGAAGAAAAAGAAUCCCAUUCUUCCAGGGGAUAAAAAGAAUUAGGGAAAAGGACACAACCAAAGACAUCAGUGUAAAAAGAAGAAGCUCUUGAAGAACUAACUCUUUUAAGCAGUAAUUCUGUCUUAAUUUCUUUCAGAAGCUCAGGAAUUAUUUACUAAUCACAUUAUGCCACAUGGCCUUUCAUCUCAUGAAAAGAGAAGAUGAUGUGGUUUGAUGUUACAGAACGUACUUAAUAUGUAAAGACAGUAUUUCCUAAAGCAUACGGUAAGGGCAGCAGAUCUGGAUUUAGCUGAUGGGGAAUGCCUCAUUCUGUUCCCUUUUUUGUUUUGUUUUGUUUUUUUAGCUCCUAAGCUUCAUCUCACCCAUGGGUAUCAGAUUUGAUUUCACAGGCACAGAUGCUCGUGGCUGUCAAAAGGAGAAAAAAGGGGUUCAUUUGAGGUAUGAUCCUACAUCACUGAAUCAUUGCCAUUGAUUACAGGGGAUACAAGAUUUGGCAUAUGGAGUUUAGUUCUAGGAUGGAACUUGGCACUUGGGUGUAAUUAACUCCACUGAGAAAGUCAGGCAGGUGGAAACACAUAAAUUUUUCCAUUCUUUCAUUGUUUGUGUAGCGUCACAAUCAAAAGCACUGAUUCUCCCUCUUAAGUUCUGGGAGUUAGGAAGAAGGAUGAGGAGUUUCACUGGUGUGAAAUAGUGAGGGAGAAGAUAAUGAGGCCUCCAGAGACAACUGGCUAAUUACUCAGUCUUGUAUAUGUUUCAUCAUGCUCUUUUCUCUCCACUGCCAUGACUUUUCAGAGAGGCAAAUACAGUCCAUGCAGAGCCUACUCCUGUUCCCAGUGGAGUCAAUGACAGAAUCUCAUUAACUUCAGUGAGUACAGGACUGCAUCCGAAACUGUAAAUAUAAAAGUGUUUGUAUAGCUGAGGCAAUUCAAAAGGGGAUCUUUUUUUGUGUAAAAAUUACAUUCCAUGCUAGCGUUUUAUUUUUAGGAUAUUUUUUAUCUUGUAUUUUUCUAUUAAAGUGUCUAUUUUUUGCUUUGGUAGGAUUAAAAAUUAAGGGAGACGAUGUUUUGAAGACGUAUUUUUUAUGAUAGGAGUAACAUGCAGGGAAAGUCAACAGCUGUAAAUACAUUUUAGAACCAGUAUUUAGGGGAGGAGAAGUGGCUUUAUGGAUAGAAUCAGACCUUUAGCCCCACUUUCUUCUUCAGGCAUGUGCAACAUUCAAAUAGUUAUUAAACAACAUUAAUGCAGUUAUCAAAUUAUCUGUGUGAUGAUGGCCCUGAUCCUGAAAAUCUUGAGGUUUUGACAUGUUAAGGAGUCAUACAUUGAUUGGUGAGACUGUUCAUGUGUGUACACUUAAACUUUGCAAGUAACUAACUCCCAGCGUCAGGGUGGUAAAAUGCUACUCUUGGGCUGACUUUAAUCUUGCUGCCAUCCGUAUCCCUGGGACUUUUGCCAUUGAUUUACCAGGGGCAAAAUUCUACCUGUGAUGAAUUAGAUACUGAUGGGUUAUUUUGUACUAGACGAAGGGAAGCUAUGCGCUUUCUAGUCAGCAAAUGGAAAUGAACAGCCCAUGCUAUUAAUGUGUUGUAGACCCAUGAAAAUACUGUCUGGGAAAACUCAACCUUGACUAUGGUUAUAGUGCAUGAAAUGCUUUGGUUUAUCCUAUUCUGAUUUCAUAAGCAGAACUUUCUGGUCUCCGCAGUCAUAGCCAGACUUGUCUAGUUUGGAGAAACCAUUUUGGAGUAGCUGGUAGGGAAUGAAGAGUGAAAACUGGCUCUGUCUUCUUUCUGUUGCCUUUUAUUUGUUGAUAGGGAAAUACUCCAUGGACUCCCCUGUGACUUUUUUUUCUUACAUUUCACUUGUCUUUUAGCAUAGGGUUCUUCACCUGCCCUUGUGAAAUACUGGCCAAUGCCCCAGGCAGCCAGAGGGCAGGGCUUCUGGGCUGUCACAGCAUCUCCAGUAUAGCUGAUAGGUGUGUAGGCCAGGUAGAUUUGGUGUCUUUUAGGACUCACUGUAACAGGUGUUGUUCACGUGGUAGGUUUCCAUCAUCCCAUUUCAUGUCUGGGCCUUCUGCAAAGGUGCCUCAGCCACAAUAACACUGCAGUCAAUGGACAAUGUUCUGAAGUAGCCUUCUUGUCUUACAGGCACCAGAGAAGAAUGUAGGCUAGAGCAGCAUUCAUACUGCUGUGGAGUUGGGAGUAAAAAAAAAAAACCAAACAAAAAAAUGCCUUCCAGAUUGAAGCUUGCCCCUGGGCAUGCUUAAGAUUUGGGGGUUUUAAAAUAAUUUCCAAGGGAGUGUUUAUCUAAUUUUUGUUUUGCAAAUAUGCCUUUCAGUAUUUUUACUUUCCAUUUGACUACUUUGCCACAGAAAAAAGGAAGGAAAACUUUUAAAUACGUAGAGAAAAGAGGAUAUUAUUUCAAACAUAAACUUUUUCAAUAUUUUAUGUAUUAUGACUUUCCUUGCAGUAUGAACUAGUAUUAAAGCAGUGACUAGUGAGUGAGCAAGACAGUAGUGUAGAUUGGUGUAUUUCCUGUGCCAUGUGCAGUCAGGUCAGACCAGAAGAUCUGAGCCAGGAGAUCUGGCUGGGACAAUAAAUUGUUAGGACAGCCUUUUUAUUGUGACAUCCUACUGUAACUAAACAUAUUAUUGGGGAGAACUUUGUAGAGUAGGGAUGAUCAUUGGACUCGGUAAUUCUAAGGGUCUUUUCCAGUCUGAAUAGUUCUAUGAUUCUGUGAUUAAAGCAAGAAAGUUUAGUGAAAGAUAAUUUUUAAAUUAAAAAUAUAAUAAUUCAGAUCCCCAGUUUUAUGUAGGUUUUGUUUAAAUGACCUCAGGAAGUGUUUUUAUGAAAUAUUUUUUUGUUGGAUGCUGAUGGAGGCCUAGCCACAGCUUCACAGCUCAGCAACUCUGAAGGAAGGUGAACCUAUCUUGCACAUUAGAACAUUUAAAUCAAUAGGUUAUAAUCUUUCUAAAUUGUUGCAUGCCUACAUGCACAUUUUUCCCAUGGGAUUGUGGAGAUAAUUUAAGUCAUUUCAUGUAAGUAGAUUUCUGUGUAGCAUAAGUAAACUUGCUCUUCUUAGCUGCCUUUCACAGGCCUCUUGCUAAUAGUUCCCAGGUCUUCUACAGACCAUAGAUCAAAAACUGCCUUGAGUUUAGAUUAUUCAGCAGAGAGAUUCUUUACCAGCUAAUGCACUUUUCCUUUCUGGUUCAUCUGCAUUAGCUCAAUGCCACAAUGUUUAGGCUUCAAACUCCGUGAGGGAAUGUCUAAUCAAAAUAAUAAUAAUUGAUUCUCAAAAGAGUUUUCAAAACCUACAUUUUUGGCUUCAACAAAUUGCCCAUUUUGCAAACAUAUGUCUGUGUUACAGAGAAGCACAAGGAUGGCCUUGACUCAGUGCAGCUCUUCAGAAAACACUUCAAAUAUGCUCAACUUCAGCUUCAAGUGCUUUGCUCACUUGGGACCAAAAGGUAUGGUCCUAGCCAUGGCUGAAUGAAAGGCAGUCGUGCCAUGUGCUUGAAUCCAAGACAGGUUGGCCCCAUAGGCCUUAUGUUUAUUGCCAAAUCUUACAGUUUUGUCUGUUAAAUUGAAAUUGAGCUAGUGGCUUCAUACUUUUUGUUUGUUCAAGUUCGACAAAUUCUGCUAACUUAGAAUUUUUGUAGAUUACCAAAUAUUGGUCAGCUUAGUAGCUGAUUCACCUCACAAUUCUUUUCCUGAGGUUUCUAUGGACAAAUUACUUGAUUUCCACCAUCUUCAAUGCAUAAACUUCCACUGCAAGUUGGCAAAGAUGAAGGAAAACUUUAACUAGUACCUAGUGAUUUACUAUGCUGAAAUUUGCAACUUUUAGAGUCAGAUGCCUAGGUGCUUUGUCUGGGGCCACUGGUAGUUCUGGAAGUUUUGUUUAUGGACAGUUUGUGUCUUGAGUUGUCUGUGACUACCACCAUCACCUGUUAAUUACCACUUCCUUCUCUGAAGUGCUUCACUGAAGAUCAGAUCCAGCUAAGUUCUGAAAAAUUCAGUCAUCACUAAAACUUUUGAUUGAGAGUGCUGUGCACCUUGCAAGAUAGUGGCCAAUUUCUGAAAUUGUUGUUUUCAAAUGCUUUAUUUUAUUAUUGAAAGUAUUUUGUUGUUUAUUAAUGGUGAAUUAUUAAGGUGUAGCUAACUAAUACCUUGUGCUGGACAAAAUAUGAGUGCACUCCCUGACAGCAUGUUUUUCUGGGAGGUUAAUCUUUGAAUCAUUUUUCAGCCUGGAGAUGGGAUCAUACUCUCAUUAAGCUGACAAAAAAAGCCUUUCAUUUAUUCAGUGCAAGUAAACUUAGGCCCUCAGUCAAGUGUCUUCUAGCUUUAAACUCAGCAUCUUGAAACAGUUCAGAGUGAAUUUCUCAGCUUUGCAGUAGAACAGGCAGCAUCAGCCUUAGCUGACCUUGGCUCCAGAGCAGUUUUCACCUCAUGAGUGCCAUAAUGCUCCUGGAAAGCCAAGAAUAGACAUCAAAGACAGGAAGCUAAUAGUCCUGCUCAUAAAUUUCUUUGGCAAUUCAGUCCACCUUUUCCGGAGCUCAAGACAGUUCCACAUCCUUCACUACCCUCCUCUGUGCUCCAGAGAAGCCCUGUAGCUGUUGUGUUUCUUUAAAUAAAGCAGUUGAGUUUAUUUUUCCUCAUUUUCUCCCUGAGUAGAGUGAACACUCUUGAAUUCCCCAUUAUUUAUUUAUUUUUAAUGCUCUUUUCUCUAGCUUCAGAAGUACUUUGAAAAGAGACAGCCGUUUUCCAUCAUUUAUUCAGAAGUUCUCCCUCUUCACUGAGUGGUGGCUUUUACGUAACUUCAGCCGUGGUUCGUUGCUGCUGUCCUGUUCCCACCUCACAUUGGAACCAUGGGCCCACCAGCCAUUGUCUCAGAUCUAGACCCAGCAAAGCUGCAAAAUGAGAUUGACUAAAAGCUUUCUGAGGUUUAAUUUGAAUUUUGCAGCUAGCAUCCUUUCCUUCUGAAAACACCCCAGGCUGCCACUGUAGAUUGUGGUUACAGAAGCAGUCCCCUUGAAGCUAAAGUGAUUUCUGGGUGCCACUGGGCUCACAGAAAAUUCAGUAGCCCAGGCAUGGUGAGAUGAUACCAGGUGAUGUCAGCUACUUAGGGUUUUUCUUUGCUUGUUGUUUCUUUUUAAUCCCAAAUGUUGUUGAUUUGAAAUGACAUCAAGUCUAGUGACCACUCUCCACAAAGCAGGGCAUAUGGGAACAGAAAUACAAGUUUCUAAUGGUACAUUACAUUUUCUGUUGGUCAGGAACACUGCCUAGUAACUUACCUUGCAACCGUGAGUGAUGAAGGGACAAAUUUCAGCAAAGUACACAUUUUGUAGGAGGCAGUUUUAGCCCUUUUUAGAAACAAAAGGAACACAAAAGAAUGUAUUUUUAAGCACACGCUGGAAAAAAGUUUUGCCUUCAGAUGUUGUGUGUGUCCCUCUCCUUCCCGUCCUUUCUUUCCUGCUGUUGAAAGCACAAAAAGAUUUGUGUGUGUCAAACCUUUCAAGUGGAAGAAGUGUUUGCACUGUGCAUAUCCCUUCUUAGAGACAGAAAUGAGUUCAGAUGGCUUGAGGCCUGUAUUUUUUCCACUCUGGGAUACCUUUUAACAUCUGAGCUCUGAAGCUGAUGGAAAAUGAUUGUUGAAAUUAAAACAAAUAGCUGUUUGUGAGAGACCUCAGACCUAGCUGUCUACAGGGGUCAGCAAGCUGUGCAGCAGGCUUUGACAGUGGCUUUUCUCUUCUAGAGAAUGACAGGAAGGCUAAGCACUGUGGUUUUCCUCAGAGAAGCCUUCAGUCUGGCAGAAAUGCAGCUCUCCAUUUAUCUUACCCUUAGAGGAAAAAAGGAUAAAGGUUAAUGUUGGUGUUUUUAUGAGGUUGCUGCUGGCUUAGAUCAAGAAGGUAAUGCUGCUGUGGUUCUGAGGCUUUCUUGGGCCACUGCUUAAUUAUGUCCAGUGUAUCAUUAUAUAGACUGUUUUUAUUAUACUAUUACUUCUUCCAGAAUUUACCUUUCAGAAUGCCUCCUAACUGACAUACACUGAAUUUACAGCAUACAAAACUAGUUUUCAGAAGGAGGGGCUUAGAGCUCAUUCAGAAUCUCUCACUAACCACUAAGACAAUAUUCUGCAUCAAAGGCAAAAUAUUCUAAAUAUCAGAACACUGUCAAAGUUUGUAUGUUAAGCUAUAGUACUUCAGAAAUCUCAUGUGGAUUCAUUAGUUGUUAAGUCUUUGAAAGGUUAAAAUCCACUUUGUGUAAACUGUUGCUUGGUGUUUCUGUCAUGUGAAUGUUCCUAGAGAACAUCUGAGCAAGCAAAGAAAAUGUACCAAAAAUGGUAUUUAAGAAUAAAUAAAUAUUGCUUUUAGUAAUUGCUUUUGUAAUCUCAACCGGUAUGCACAAGAAACACACAAUUCUCCCUCCCAGACUAUGAACAGAGAUUUUGCUAAUGUUACAUUAAGUGGUCAGCAGACAUAAUGAGCACAGCUAUGUUGGUUGACACUUGGUGAUGAUCUGAACUUCUCUGUUUCCAUGAAUUAUAUACACAGUGUGAUGGAGGAAUGAGACAUUACUGAAAGCCAACACGACAGUUAGUAAUCAGUGGCCAUUUAUCUUUUUGCUGCGAGAGAUGAUAAAUGUUUCCUCCCAUAUUUACUUCCUCCCUGAGGUAGCUUUGUGGCAGAUGUGGUGACUUCUGCAGUAUAGGAUGCAAGAGAUGGAAAGAUCUGUUGAUAGUACAAGGACAAUAUCCACGCAGUUGAGUUAGGGAGAGAGAAGAAGCAAAAUGCUCAGGGAUUGAUUAGACUCCCUUGAUGAUACUACUGGCUGUAUGGAAGAUGGGAUCAAGCUCCUUCUAUAGAGUACAUUGUCUUUAUUGUUCAAGAUCUGCUUUCUUAGGGACUCAGCAGAAAGCUUACCCAUCUUUAAAAUCCCACAUAGCCCCCCUUACCUGAAAUAUCAAUGGGACUGAAGUGGUGCACAUGACCUGCACAGGGUGUACCAUGCCCUUAGCUUGGGUGUUUGUCUAGUAACAAUAUCAUCUUGACUGUGCAGGUCUUGGGCUGAGAAGCCUUGGUUAGAGUGACAGGAUGAAGGCAAUGAGUAGAAUUUGCUGUGUUUCUUGUGUGUAGUGUGUAAAUACAACAAAGCUAAGAGGACUCAGGAUAGACACUGUGGACGUCAACUUUGUCCCCUUUUUUUUGGUGAUAACUGUUCAUCCUUAAUGUAAAAAUACUGGACAACAGAAACUUAGUACCAGUGUAGUAGAAAACAAAUGGAAAGCUGCACCGUAUAUUGUACUGAUGUAAGUAGAACUAUCUGCAUAUAAUGUGAUUUUAUUUAUUGUUUUUGUGUAGAGAAGAGUGUGUAUUCAUGACUGCGGAUAUAACCUUUGUUUAUUUGUGUAAUGUAUUUUAUUUCUUUUACAACUUGGUCAUUUAAAAUAUCUACAUUAAUUGGUGUCCUUUACUUUUUAUUCUGUGCAUUUUCUUUCACACAUUUUAAGAAUGCAAGAAUAUCACAUAACCUAAAUUGUAACAAGAUGUUUCCAUUAAAGACAUAGGAAUAUGUUA